Molecule: messenger RNA, 2232 nt
Organism: Oncorhynchus kisutch (coho salmon)
Lineage: Eukaryota; Metazoa; Chordata; Actinopteri; Salmoniformes; Salmonidae
Product: claudin-4-like
Exons: 1
Coding region: 339-1013 (224 amino acids)
Cellular component (GO): membrane; bicellular tight junction
Molecular function (GO): structural molecule activity
Source: RefSeq, a predicted model, not a curated record
CUCACCCGAAAGCAAAGAGACAGAGAUACACACACACAGAGAGAACACACUGUGAGAAGCUUUCCUUUCUGGAUACUAAGACAAGGGAGAGGUGAGCUGCUAAAGACUGAAGGAGACAAGAAGGAUACAGCAUACAGGGGAAAAAGACAGUGUGAGGGGUUAAAAGGUGACAAAUAGUAACAACCAAGAAGAGUGAGAGAGAAAGAAGAAGGAAAUAAGGCCGAAGUGAGAGUCUGAGAUAGGGAAAGAGAAGAAAAUAAAUAAAGAGACUGAGAAAGGAGCGAAAGAGCCACAGCAGCAUCUUAAUCCUAAGUGAGACUUAAUUGUAGUGCAGUGCGAUGGCGUCGUUCGCUCUGGAGCUAGUGGGUGUGAGCCUGUCCGUGCUGGGCUGGAUACUGAGCAUAGUGAGCUGUGCUCUGCCCAUGUGGAGGGUCUCAGCCUUCAUCGGAGCCAACAUCGUCACAGCCCAGGUCUACUGGGAAGGUUUAUGGAUGAGCUGUGUGGUUCAGAGCACAGGCCAGAUGCAGUGUAAGGUUUACGACUCCAUGCUGGCCUUGCCCCAGGACCUGCAGGCUGCCAGAGCUCUCUCUGUGGCCACCAUCAUCCUGGGGGUCUUAGCUCUCCUCGUGGCGACCAUCGGAGCCAAGUGUACCAACUGCAUCGAGGAGGAGGGAGUGAAGGCCAAGGUGGUGUUGUCUGCCGGAGCUGCCUUUAUCCUAGCUUCGCUGGUCCAGCUGGUGCCUGUGUCCUGGUCAGCCCACGUCAUCAUCCUGGAGUUCUACAACCCUAUCAUCCCCUCGGCACAGAAAAUGGAGAUCGGGGCAGCGCUGUACCUGGGCUGGGCCGCGGCCGCAUUGCUGCUGCUGGGGGGUGCUAUCCUCUGCUGCAGCUGCCCUCCUCAGGAAGACAAACCAAUGACAAGGUACUCAAUCCCUCCCCAAAGCCGGAUGGCGUAUUCUGCUGCUCCAAGGUCCAUGGCCCCCAGCUCCUACAACAGGAAAGACUAUGUGUGAGAAAAGGGGGGGUGGGUGUUCAACAUGUCGGUUUAUUUGUGGGUUUCUUGAGAAUAUAACAGAGUGUUUCCACAGUUUGUUUAAAUAUACCAGGACCAUGGGCAAAUUCUUUUACUCAUCCUUGCCUUCAUGGAAAGGGGGAUGUAUCGACCACAGGGCGGAUUAAGGUGACAAGAGCUCAUUAAUCAAGUUGACUCUUUUUCCUCUGAGACUGAAAAAAAAGUUCACCAGAACAAGAUGUAUGUUGUUUUAUACUCCUGUCUGGUUUACUAUCAGUUGUCAGGCACUCAACAUAACUGAGUGCUUUUUAUUGGCAAUGAGUCACAUUCCCAGAGGAAGUAACUACAAUAACUCCAAUUAAUAAUUUCUUAUACAGUUUGUUAUGACAACAAUUAUUACAAGAUACAGUAUAUUAUACUGUAUCUUGACUACGCAUGUUAUUAUAUAAUAGAUAUUCUGAUUUUAAAAAACGUCAUGGCAAGUUGACCUACAGCUGAACUUAAUGUUUAUAUCAUAUUUAUCUGAACUUUUUUUUGUUUGCUAUUCUUCGUUGUAAGUGGUUUGAAUCACUCAUUUCCAAAUGUUACAUGGAAUAUGUGAAACCUUUGGGUUUUGUACUGUUGUGAGAAGAAGAGGCAGGACGUUGCAAAGCUUGUAUUGUAUUGUAAAUAACUGUUGUGUAUACCAAAGAGCAAGCACAGUUUGCAGAAAACUAUUUCCUUCAGUGGAUAAAUGUGUCAGAGUCCAAUCAAUCCAACAGACGUUCCAAAAAAGCAAGAUACUUGCAGUAGGACUAGGAAAAUAGAUAAAUAUAUUUUAUGAUACAUAAAUACCAAAAUAUACUGUGCAGGGUUACUGGGGCUCAACCAAACAGUCUGGUCAACAGCCAUAAACUAUGAAGAACAACGAGCAUUGACAGCAGAGACAUUGUUGGGAUGGGAGCAAAUCUUCUCCCCAUAGAGUAACCCUGUUUUUAAAAAACGGCUCAUAAAGAAGUUUGGAAUUUGAAUCUGUUUUUGUUGUUGCAAUAUGUUAUCUUUUCACCAUUCUUAUAAAAAUUCACAGCCAAUCUGGGCUCUGUUUUAUAUUGUAAAUUAUUUUGAAAUAGAUAACCUUUCGAUGGUACAUGUAAGUGUUACUACUGUACUGUAAAUGGUGGACCUCUGCCUGACAAUAUUGUGUUUUCAGUUUGAUUAAUAAAUAUCAGUGUACAGUUACA